AUGACUGAGUUUUGUAAUACUGCAAGUAGUGUCUCGGUAUCAGCUACAGCGAGAGCGAGUUCAAAUUCACUAACUAUGUCAAUAAUGUCAGCACCAGUUCCAGGUAGUGCUAAUAGUGUCCCUGCAGACUCAGCUACAGCGAGUUCAAACUCAUUUAUGUCAGCACCAGUUCCAGAUAGUUCAGCGAGUUCAAACUCAUUUAUGUCAGCACCAGUUCCAGGUAAUUCUAAUAGUGUCUCAGCAGACUCAGCUAUAGCGAGUUCAAACUCAUUUAUGUCAGCACCAGUUCCAGGUAGUUCAGCGAGUUCAAACUCACUAACUAUGUCAGCACCAGUUCCAGGUAAUUCUAAUAGUGUCUCAGCAGACUCAGCUAUAGCGAGUUCAAACUCAUUUAUGUCAGCACCAGUUCCAGGUAGUUCAGCGAGUUCAAACUCACUAACUAUGUCAGCACCAGUUCCAGGUAAUUCUAAUAGUGUCUCAACAGACUCAGCUACAGCAAGUUCAAGCGUCUCAGUUAUCUCAGCAGUGUUACCCCUGGCUCUGACGACCACACUGUCAACACCGAUGUGGCUAAGUGGAUUAUAA
Hydra vulgaris (swiftwater hydra) is the source of this 585-nucleotide messenger RNA. The record is from RefSeq and is a predicted model, not a curated record. Lineage: Eukaryota; Metazoa; Cnidaria; Hydrozoa; Anthoathecata; Hydridae.